Molecule: messenger RNA, 13118 nt
Organism: Morone saxatilis (striped sea-bass)
Lineage: Eukaryota; Metazoa; Chordata; Actinopteri; Moronidae
Gene: stard9
Product: StAR-related lipid transfer (START) domain containing 9
Exons: 32
Coding region: 223-10902 (3559 amino acids)
Biological process (GO): microtubule-based movement
Molecular function (GO): lipid binding; microtubule motor activity; microtubule binding
Source: RefSeq, a predicted model, not a curated record
GUCCAGCAGGAAGUUUCAGUUCUUCUGUUGGGGAGUUUCAGCGGACCGUCGGUGGGCGGUUGGAUCCUUUGGACCGAAGCCGGUGCCGAUGACCUGAAAACGGCGGAUGGCAAGGACGGUUCCCUCCCGCUCUCGCUGUUUUAAGUUUCACCGGAGUGCCAAAAAAUGCCAGAGGACUCAGUAUGCUCGGAGUGGGGAAACACUGGUCAACUGUAAGUCAUCAUGGCAAACGUUAAAGUCGCCGUUCGAGUCCGUCCUCCCAACGCAAGGGAGGGUGCGGACGGAGGAAGGCUCGCCGUACAGGUGGAGGACAAGUUUGUGAAGAUCCGAAAUGUAAAGCUGGAUGGACGUACAGAUGGUGCUGUGGAUUCAAGGGAGAAGCUUCUGGAGUUUUGUUUUGACUACUGCUACUGGUCGGUGGACCCUGCAGACCCUCACUAUGCCUCGCAGGAGGAGGUGUUCCAGGACCUGGGUGUGUCUGUGCUGUCCGGAGCUUCUGAGGGCUACAAUGUGUGUCUGUUUGCUUACGGCCAAACCGGAUCUGGAAAGACGUACACCAUGAUGGGGACACCGGACUCCAUUGGCUUGACCCCUCGGAUCUGCCAGGGUCUCUUUAGGUCUGAAGACACUUUCCCUGAUGGGCAAAACUCAAGCAGAGUGGAGAUCAGCUUCCUGGAGAUCUAUAAUGAGCGUGUGCGAGACCUGCUGAGACAAGGAGAGCAGAAGAAAAGAGCCUCCCUGAGAGUUAGAGAACACCCUGAGAAAGGACCCUAUGUACAAGACCUGUCGCAGCAUGUGGUCUCAGACUGCAAGCAGGCCAUGGACCUUUUGGAGGAAGGCAUUGCCAACCGAAUCACAGCAGCAACGCACAACCAUGGUGCCAGCAGCAGAUCCCACGCCAUCUUCACCAUCCAGUACACACAGGCAACCCUAGAAAAUAACCUUCCUUCAGAAACUGUCAGCAAGAUAAACUUGGUGGACUUGGCUGGGAGUGAGCGAGCAGACCCCCACUACUGCAGGGAUAGACUGACGGAGGGCUCUAACAUCAACAAGUCACUCGUGACUUUGGGCAUCGUUAUAUCAGCUCUUGCCCAGAACUCCCAGAUGUCCAGCAGCUGUCAGAGUAUCAACAGCAUGGCCUCUGAAGGCGAUGGCAGCAUGGUAGGAAGCCACAGCAGCUCCCUGUCUGGCGGAGGAGGAGGAGGUGGAAGGAGGCACUGCUUCAUCCCCUACAGGGAUUCGGUCUUAACCUGGCUGCUGAAAGACAGCCUGGGCGGCAACUCUAAGACCAUCAUGAUUGCAACGGUCUCACCCUCCGCCAACAGUUACAACGAGACCCUCAGCACGCUGCGCUACGCUGCCCAUGCUAGGAAUAUUGUCAACAAGCCUCGAGUUAAUGAGGAUGCCAGUGUUCGGCUGAUCAGGGAACUCAGAGAGGAGAUUGACAGGCUGAAGAGCAUGCUGCUCAGCUUUGAAAUGCAGCGUAAUCCCAGUCCAUCCCUGAGCGACGAGAGAGAUGGAAAUCUUUCUGAAAUCGUGCUACAGAACGAACUGAAGGUGGAGCAGCUCACAAAAGACUGGUCAGAGAGCUGGAGAGACAAGAAGGAGCUCCUGGAGCAGUACAGUGUGGACAUCAACAGAGACCAGGCCGGAUUCCUCAUCAACUCCCUCCAGCCACACCUGGUCACUCUGGAUACAGAUGUUCUCAGCACCGGGGUCGUGUUCUAUCACCUCAGGGAAGGUGUUACCCACAUUGGACCUCAGAAACAGUUUGAAGAGCCACAAAUAGUUCUGCAGGGCAGUGCCAGCUGUGAGAUUGAAAACCACGGAGGUGUGGUAACGCUCAGGCCGCUGCCGGGCUGCGUCUGCCUGCUCAACGACAGAGAGGUCACUGAGCCCUGCAGAUUGGCUCAAGGGACGGUGAUCACCUUGGGAGGAGUGCAUAAGUUCCGCUUCAACCAUCCAGCAGAGGCAGCAGUCCUCCGGGAACGCAGGCGGGCCAGUGAAAGUGGCAUGACCUGCACCUACAUUGACCUUUGCCCCUUGACGCCUGAGCACAGUGUCGAAGAUGUGAAGAUCCAAGGGCAGCUGGGUGCCUGUCUCUCUCCCAGUGAGGAGCCAACUGCUAGACAGCGUUUGGAGGCACAGCAGCGCUACGUGGAUAGUUUGCGACAGGAGAUUCAGGCUGAACAGAGACAGGCUGAGAGAGAGCUGGAGAGGGAGCAGGCCCACCUCCGACAGCAUCACAGUGAGAUCCAGCAGUGGAUUUUGCGGGAGAAACAGCGGAGAAUCACCCAAGAGUCUGGAGUUCAAACAGACCUUAUCCCUGCACCCCUCCUGGAGCGACUGACAAGUCAGGCGCCUGAGGAUCAGGAAGGUCAGACAGUGGAUUGUCCGUCUCAGGUGGUAAGAGCCAGAAAGAAGGUGAUGCAGGAUGAGCUACUAAAGCAUCACGCCCUUUGCCGUGCCGAGAGCCGCAUCCGUCGGAAAAGUUUGCACUACCAGCUGGAGAGAAUCGCCCGCAAGCGGCAUCUGUUGGAGGCUAAGAGAGAACUGCAGAAGCUUGAGAAGGCCCUGCCUCCGGGACCAGACAGCCCUGAGUCUCCUGAGCUAGGUUCCCCCCCAAAGCUCAGAGGAAGACCAUCUGUUUCUCGUAGACACUCAUUCUCUGCAGAUCUAUUGUCCCGACUCUACCCACAGAACACCCCUAUCUUCAGACACUUCCUCAAGAGAAACAGAUCCACAGAACUGACGUCAAAUUCCUCCACAACCUCUGAUUCCAUAGGCAGCAGGAAGUGGGUUUCGGAGGAGUGUCUUCCUCGGGAAAGAACCCAGAGUUGUUCUGGUAAGUUCUUCUCAGGACAAGCCUACCGGAGUAGAGUAGGCUCCUCUGAAAACAUCCGACAAACUGGCAAAGAGGAGCCCCAAGCUCAGCCCUGCCGGGAACGACCAGAAAGAAAGCCUUUGCUGCCAAACCGAGACCUGACUUUUAAGAACAGAUCGGAUCAGAACUCGCCAGUCACUCUGAAGUCACCAGUUGGAACUUCUUUUCAACCAGUCAGCAAAGAAAAUAUACAAGGACUCACAACACACAAACCCAGUUCCCAGACUGUGCCUUGCAUGAAUGAGACAACUCAACCGCAUGAAGAUAACAACGGACUAGAAACCAUCACAAAGACUUUCUCUCGUUCUGUGGGGCCCAGGUUAAAAACAGCUCUGUCCAAAGUGUUCAGGAAACCACCGCCAGGUGCAAAUGGAGGACGAAGCCCCAAAUCUUUGGGGAGGAUAGCAAGCAAAUUUCACUGGAGACAAAGAAGAGAUAGGAGCCUUAAAGAAACCAAGAUGAGCCGAAGCAAAUGUUCUGUUAAAACAGCCGUCUCAUGUGAGGAGCUUGACCAAAGUACUGUGUUUGAGGACAUUAGACAGAGGCGGUGGCGUAGUACAGAGGCUCUGGUGAAUAAGACCAGUGGAUGGGUCGAGAGACAGAAGGGAUUGAUCAGAUGGGAGGAAAAGCAAGAAGAUGGAGAUGAAGGAACAUCGGACUGUGAGAGCCUUUUUUCUCUUGAUUCCCUGUCCUCUGCUUAUGCGACAGCGCUAGCAGAGCAGCUAAGACACGAGGAAGCAGCUCAGAGUGAAGCAGAGAGCGAAGACAGUCAAAUGUCUAAAGAUUCAUUGGCUCUGGAGAGUAGUGGUAAAUACUCAACAGUCAGGAAGCUUAGCCAAACCGUGCUGCCAACUUACUCAUUGAUGACAGAUUGCUCCCAUUCAUCCAUGCGCCACAAUAGAACUGCAGAGAUCAGUUUAGAUUGGGACAGCUGUCAGAAAGCUCAGGAAAUCUCAGCAGAGUCGUAUUGGAACCAGCAAGGCUCCCCAAAAUCAAGACACAGUGGUGCAACAGGGAAGGCUUCUUCCCAAAACCCAUUAGUAGCAGAUUCCAGAGGCAAAGACACUCUACACAAAUUGAGUGAGGACUUUGGGAACAUGCAGACCACUUCGACCAGCAGUCCACGCUCCCUGAGCAGCUGCAGUGUGAGGGAGCCAGAAAACAUGCUGGCGCUCACCGAUGCUUGGUCCUCCACCGAUGCAGCAGACAGUCCCAGGAUUCACAGGAAUUCUUUGCCUUUCCAAAGAGAAAUGAUGUUCAGAGGUGUAGAAAACAGCAGUAGCAGUCCCAGUCCAACCAGUAUGAACCUCUCAGACUCUCAGAGUGGAACUAGGAGCUGUAGCUCAACGUCCAACAGCACUGAGGGUGUAAAUGUAACAGUGCAGGAGCAUGGUGUUGACAUUUCAGGGGGCUCAUCAGAAACAUUAGAUUUUCAAGACUCUCAGAAUCCAAAAACACCAGAUGAAGCUCUGGAGGACGUAGGAUAUUGUGUAGUGCAAUCAGAGGGACAAACAGAAAAUGUGGAGGAGGCUGUUAUAGAUACUCCGGACUGCAGCAGCAACAAAAGUCCAGCAUCCUUACAAACCUUAGAUCAGACCGCUUGUGUUUUACCCACUGAGAUCCACCACACUGAAAAACAAGCAUCACAAGUAACUGAUGUACCUGACAUGGUGGCCGUGGCUGAUGUUACGAUGUCCUCUGACAAUGAAAUGUGUACAUCAGGUUGUCAAUCAGUGAUGCAUUUCUCUCCUACUAACCAAGGUCAAGUACUGAACACAAUGUCUGAAGCUGCAAGUGCUUUCAAACUGUCCACUAAAGAUGAAGUACUAUACACUGUAGAUGGUGCAACAGAAAAGUUGAAAAAUAUACAGCCGUGUGAGUUUGGGAAUACCAAAUAUGAAUCUUUUACUAGGGCCAAAACUUCAGAUAAGUUUGAAGCCAAAGGCACUGAGCAGUACAUUAUACAGCAAGAUGUUGUUAGAUCAGCUUGUAAAAAUUCCAGGAAGAGGAACAAAGACCAGCCGGAUGCUUUCAUAGGCAGCCUGAAAAUUCCAAAAAGGAGCAACAGCAAAGAGUUAGUAACCUUCUGCUCUGUACCAUUUAGGAGCCAGGAAGAUAUUUGGCCUGAUGACAAUAAUAACACCAGUGACUCAAAAGGGGAACAGUCUUCUGUGGAAGCUGACAGCCCUGAAUUUGAUUCUGUUUGUGUUGGCAGUGUUAGACAAGACACAGUAGCUUCAGUGGCAUCACCAGUUUCUGAUCCCAUGAGCAGGAAACUUGGACAGAGUUGUCAGAUCUUUGAAGACUCUGAAUAUGAUGACAAUAGUCCUCAGAGUGCUACCUCUGUAGUAGAGAGGAAAGUAGUUGAAAAGGGACAUGUAACAAUAAAAGAAGUAGCUGCAGAAACAAAAGGGUGGGAAUCCCAAAUUGAUAACCCCAGAAAACAUGAAGGAAGUAGAAAACACAUAUGCAAGUCAGACGCUAUUUGUAGCGCCAUUGACCUGAGAAUCUCUGAAGUGGUUAAAAAUCACAUGAGAUUGUCAGUGAUUGGCAGCAACGAUGACAGGAAGAGCAGCAGUCAAAGCAUGAAUGCCUUGUCAUCUUCUGCAUGUCAUUUUGGCUGUAAUAGUGCUAAAAAUAUAUGGACAGAAAGAGAGCUGAGAGAUGAAAAUUGUGAUCAGGUGAAAGAAGGAGAAGGUGGAAAAUGGAAAAGGAUGACAAGUGAAAACACAGUGGUCAAAAGUGAGCACCAGGCAUCAGAUCUUCCAGCUGAAUUGAAGACUAGCCAAGAGAGCAACAUGUUUCAGUUUAUUGAAGUAACAGAGAAUAUUGACCAUGCUCUUGCCUUUUCUGAUGUAACAUCAGAUAAGCCAGUAUUUGAGCAUUGUGUUUCCAAAAACAACAUCCAAUCAAAUCUGACACUUAAGAGCCAUGUUGAGUCUGAGCACUCUGGCAAACCCACAUUGCAACCAGUUUGUUUGUCUUCAAUGAGUGAUUCCUCUCCACCAAGAAAAUGUAGUGAUUCUCAAAGAAACACUGUGGAGAAUGAAGUGGACACUCAGAGCUGUUUGGAUGCCCCUGUUGUGAAUCCAGAACUUCACCAAAUACCCCAUGAAACACCUUCCACCAUGGGUGAUAUAAAAGAAAGCUGUAGCUGUAAUCAUGCAAAGGAUGUCAGUAUGGAAGCCCCAUCCAGUGAUGAAGCGAAAGAUGGUUAUUCAUACAAACAAAACUCACCAAGGACAAUUCAUUUCCACACAAGUCCUGACACAUCUGGCGCUGUGAAAUUACUAUCUGAUGAAGGAGAUCUUCAAUUCAAACCCCACGGCAAUCACAGAAACCAGAACACACCAACUGAUGACAACGCCUCUAUAAAAGGUUUUGCCAUUACUCCUGGUCAUGAUGGAAAGGAUGAAACAGAGAACACAAAAGGAGGUAUACCUUGUAUUGCAGCCCAGGAUCAAUUCUCCUGUCCAGAGACUCAUUCAUAUAAUUUUGCUCAGACUUGUGUGGUCAAUAUGAAUUACAACAACAAAUGCCACAGUUGCAUCACAAAAAAUGACAAAGACACAUUGACUCACCAAUCUGAAGUGCAGGUUCCAAAAAUCGUUGUAGAGUCAAAAUAUGAAGCAAGUAUUUCUGGAUCUAGAAAGCCACAGCACAAAAUGCCACAAGGAAAUGCCAUCAAAAAUACAAGUUGCUAUUCAUCUGUGAUGUCCAAACAGGUUGAGCUAAACACAUCUGGUGAUAAACAGGAUAAUUCUGCUGUCAUCUCUAAAAAAGCCAAGUCUAAAAGGUUCCGAAGGUCUAAGAUCCAGACUCAUCCCACAUCUUCCUCAGAGUCCUCUCUUAAGUCAUCAGAUGAGGAUGAGGAAGAUGACAAAACCUCCAGAGCGCAUCACAGCCGACUCUCAUCUAAAUGGGUUAAGCUUGGCAGUAAUGGCAAACAAGAAGUCAGACAGGCUAGAACUAACAACACAGAUAUUUCUACUACAUUGUCAAUGAGCAAAUCUAAAAUGAAGGCUUGUUUUGCUGGAGCUCCAGGUAAAAGUGAAGUUAAAGUUAGUAAGGAUUACACCCUAAAAAGACACUCUUUACCCCCUCAAACAAUGUUGCAAAAGACAGAAAAAAUCAUUCCGUAUGCAAAGAAAGGGGAACCCCAACAUACGCUCAAGUGUCAGGACUCUCCUAUACAUUUUGCUUCCAGUGACAUCAACCCUUUUGUUCACCAGUGGCAAGGUGAUGACCCAAACCAACACUGUUUUAAGAACCCAGCAUUUGGAAGUGCUGCUGAUCUGUCCUGUAAAUCUCCACUUUUGAACAGCGCUGAGAAACGUAUAACGAGAUGCUGUAGUGUUGACAAUGGUUUGAACGGGCAGAACUUGCCCUUCAAUUCCCAUCUGAGCACCUACGCCACCAACAAGGGGCUCUCCAGCACGCUUAGCAGUAUGGAGGAUUAUAAGGAACAACUGAACAAAACAUCUCAGCUUACGCCCUGUCAACAGGCAUCUGUUGAUAUUCACAAUCAUCUAGCCAAUCUGACAGUGACCGGCAGUUCUUCAAGUAACGAUGCUCCUGGUGGCUUUGGUAACAACUCCAGUCAGGUAGAUGAAAUUGUGUUUGUGUACUCGUCUGAGCAAGAAUCCCAGACAAGUAAAGCCCAAAGAAGGAGGACAUGUGAACAUGGCACUCAAACGGAGCAUAGCCAGAUAGUUAGUAUCGGUAACAGUAGUAGUGCUCCAAAGAGGAAAGAGCGGCACAAAAGGAGUAAAACUGAUGUACCUGCAACACAGAAAACCAAAGUGGACAUUAAAGAGUCUCCAACGUGGGCCAGUAUGGAAAGCAUGUCAGCUCACCUCUCAAAGCUGAUCGACAGCACCUCGGACCUGCUGGGGGACGUCCAGGGAAUGAGAACGGAUGAAGCCCUCAAGUCCAGUCUGAGGAGGAGUGUUAACUUGUCAAAUAUCAGCAUUUCUUAUUGUGAGUCUAAUGACUACACCAAGAGAGACUGCUCAACUCAGACAGCUAUAGAUGUUGGUAUCCAAACAGAACGGCCCCCAACACCAGCAGAGAAGGAAGUUGCUGUUCAUCAAACACCCAGUGAAAGGUCCAAAUCUCAUGAAGUGAGUGUCAUAGUCAAAGUGAUUGGUUCUGAGGUUGUCAGUGUGUCUCAAGACAAGAAUGUGCACUGUUUGGUGAAGAGUAAGGCAGAUGAAAAGAUUCAGAGCAUGCCUGACCUGAGGGUUAACGCCUUUGCUGCAGCACAAAGGUCUGCCUCACAAUCAGAGAAUGACCCUCUGAAAACACCUCCUUUAAAGACUGCAGGUGAAUGUCAAAGACGUGUAAGAUCUGCUUCUUCUAGAGGCUCAAAGCAAAGCAUGCCUCAGGCACUGUUCCACAAAAGUGUUGGAAAAUCUGAAAACAGAUCAUCAAAAAACGACUCCCAGGAAAGCCUCAGUCCCUCUUUAAGAAAGGACCUAUCACUUUCUUUAAAGAAGUCAGCUACAUACACAGACCGCGCAUCGUCUCCCAUACUGACUGUGGGAGCAAGAUUACGUGUGAAGCAGAAAGAAAGCCAGUCACCAUUAUGUCUUCCAAAAUAUCAGGGUAGAAAUAAAGACAACACCUCUGAGAAAGACCUUUCUGUACCUUCAAGCAAACAAUCGGCGUGCACAAUAGUUUCAGAGGAUGAUGAAAUGCCCAGACAGGAUUGUGAUGUUUCCCAUUGUAAAUCAGAAUCUGUAUCACUUGAGAAUGUGACUGAAAUGAGUUGCUCAAGCCCUAAAGUGUCUGAUAAGUGCUCUACAAGCCUUAGUUCAUCACUGGAUAGAUAUACAGACAGUGACAAGGGAACUGAAGACAAGGGUCCCAAAUGGCAGAUGACCUCUCACCAGUGCAGGACUUCUACUUCAGUAAAAGGUCUAACUAUGCAGGACCACAUAUCUCCCAUAUUAAGACCGACUGGUGUGCAGAAACAGCAGGCUAAAUCCACAUAUGGAAAAACAACAAGCUACACAAGACCUGUUGUUGUUGCUGAUUUUUGCGUUGAUUACUACGAUCCAUCCCCAGUCAGCAACCACACUGACAAACUUCAAGAGGACGACAUGGUGUCACUGGCACCCAGUGAGUGCAACACAGACGUCCUUGUGAAUAUAAAACCUGUCACCGGUGCAUCCCUGGGUCAAGACCACCAGGUAGCCCCAGAGGAUCUGCCCUUGCACAACAAGUUCACCAACUGGUCAGGCAUCAGCCCACAACAAUCAAAAUCCGCCAACAAACCGGCCACGAUUAUUACCAAAGAACACAACAAGAGCGAAAACUCUGCCGAGUGGGGCGAGAUGGAGAGUUACUGCUCAAAUGUAGAGUCCGUGGCGCAGAGCGACAGAAGGGCUAGAGAGAUAGAGAAGCUGCGACAGGAGAGAGAGCAGGUGAUGGCGACGGUCAGCCUCAACAUGAACCCGACACCGCUUACUGUGGAACUGACGGAGGCCAAGCUGCAUUAUGGCCUCGGAGAGACGGAUACACUGUUAAAGAUGCUGUCCCCGAGGUCUAGAGAAGAGCCGGAGCCCCCGACCUCUGUGACUACCAAACAGCUGCUGUAUGAUAGACACCGCAGAAGUAUUGAGGGUUUGAGGCAGGAGAGGGAGGAACGUCUCCAGACUUACCGGAGAGCUCGUAGUCUGAGUCCCAGCAAACAUCCUUGCUCCUCUUCACAAGAUGUUGCUUCUUCCUCCAAGGUGUCUGCCGCCAUGCCCAGUCGGCGUAAAGAAUACCUACAACAUCUCCGCCAAGAGGUGAUCGACAGCACCAGAAUACCAGACCCCCCACGAGGAGAAGGCCAGUGUCCAUCUGACAUUGAGCAGCUUUUGCGGGACUACGGCAGAGCCCGGGAGGAGGCCAGGACAGAGAUUGCAAAGGCACGAGAACGACUGCGAGAAAGGACCGAGCAGGAGAAGAGGAGGCUGCAGCAGCAGGCCGUGUCUCAGGAAGUGAAGGAUGACCUGAAGCAUCGAACAAGGAUCAGUAAUAGCACCUUGUGCACAGGAUCCAGCCUGAGCCUUUCCUCUGGACCAACAUCAGGGUACAACAGUGGCAACACGGCCCAGCUGCAGCAUGGCAACAGACCACUUCUGACUGGACAGACCACAGGGUCCCAGGAUGAAGGGCUGAAGGUCAGGACGCGUCCUCCUAUAUGUGGUCCUCAGAGUGUGAAGACACAAAGAGCCUGGCUGUCUGCCCACGAUGUCCGCCUUGACCCUCCUGUCACCACGUUUGAGCCCCUGAUGACUUCAUCUCCAUCACCCCCAACUUGUGCACGUCAACGCACCGCCUCCUUUGGCUCCUCCUCUUCCAUAUCCACAACCUAUCAGGAUAUCACGUCUAGCCUCCUUGGUCGAGCACUGGCUGAGGUGCGACUAGCUUCUUCUGGGGAAUUGAGCAACCUGCUAAUGGGCAAGGCCACAGCAGGCUGGGGAUAUCAGGGAGAAGAACGAGGUAUCCAGGCUUACUACAAGCCCUCCUCCAGCCCAUCUGUCCAUGGUUUCUUGGUGGCCGGGGAGCUGGACAGGCCCCUGGACAGUCUGUGGAACAUAAUCUGCCAGCUGUCCAAGAGCCACAUGUAUAAUCAGUCGGUCCGUUCUGUCUGGACACGACCACUAGAUGACAGCACUCAGCUGGUUUACAUACUGACCGAUCCGUCCACCUGCCACCUCAGCCAGCCGCGGGACUUCUGCUGCAUCAGCACCGAGUCUAAACAGGCCGGCCUGUGCGUGCUGGCAAUGCAGUCUGUGUUUGAGGAGUCUCUGCCUCGUCCCAGUGUGGAUGCCGUCCGAGGGGAGAUGAUGCCCAGUUGCUGGGUCUUGCAGCCAAUUAGGCGUAGUGGACAGGAGAUCACCAGGGUUAUCUACCUGCUACAGGUGGACCUAGGAACUCCAUCCUUUCCUCACCGACUGUUGAACACUGUUGCCCUAAGACAGGCAGCUGUCAUCGCUGAUCUUGACGUUUUCCUUGCUUCGUAAAUCCACAGGAUGAAGACGCAUUAGCAGUGAGCACUUAGACUAAAGUCCAUAGUCUCCACUAUGGAGUUAGUCUGUCUUAUGAAUUUGCACCUGAAAUUUAUUUACUUGACUUUUUUUAUUCUAAGAGCACUGUUUUAUUGAUUCCCAGUUACAAAGCUGAAAGAGCUUUUUUGUAUGAAGGUAUUUUUUUUUUUAAAUAAAAUAUUGAACCUGUAUUUUUAUAUUUGUAAUGUACAUAAAUGCUUGUAACAAUCUUACCCCUAUUUUACCAAAGAUUGAUUAGAAGUCUAAAGGAGCGACUUCACAUGACACAUUUAGGGUAUUGUGUUUAGCUUCAGACAGCUUGAUAAUUAAUUAUUCAAGGCGGCAAAGCAACAGAGUUUCCCCACCUUAUUGACUCAUUCAUUUGAAUAAAUAGGUGAAUUAUUCUGUUCUAACCUGAUAAAUAUCAGCCGUUUAGCCCCGGUAAGGUCUUUCAACAAUAUGGCGUCUAUUGAUUUCUACCAUAUUGUAACAAGGACAGCCAAAUAUGUUAAAGUUAACGAGAUCAACAUUAUAGCUAGAGAACCUUUUUAAAACAGGUGGUCAUCAGAUAUUCCAAGGUUACAGCGGUUUUAUGUAUAUUUACUAGAGUUUUACUGAAGUGUAUUUUCACUAGUGUUUACUUUCUAUCUGUCUAUGAUGGGUAGAUGCAGCCAGCUUUAUAGUUACAAGGUCAUGUCAAUGCACCUGAGAAGAAGAGAAGGUAGCCUCCCUUUGUUCCAGAUCUGCACCAAGCAGUUUUUGCAAAUAGUUGAAGGCUGUUUUAGCCUGCUCAGGUAGAUGAUGAGUGGAAUUUGUCACAUACAACAAUACAAUGAAAGCUGGAACACUGAGACUUGCUCACAAAAGAAAAUAUUUGAGUUGACUUUAUUUUCUGUAAAUGACAACUGAGGUUAAACCCGAAUUGUCCUGAUAUACUGAUACUGAUGCUGAUGUUGGCAAAUCCUGAUUUGUUACAGUACAUACUGUAUAUGUACUUAUUUCCUCAGACCCUGCAUAUUUUAACCACUCAAAUACCUUAAUUCUGCAAAAAAACAAAAACUUGGAAUGUCCAACGCUUUUGCAACAAAAAGGGCGAAAAGUGAAUAUGUCAGCUGGGAUUUUUGCUUUACUCCCCAUCCUAAAUUAAUAUUUUAUAUCAGUUUUCGUUUUCAAUAUAGUGAAUAGUUACAGUUAAGUAACAGUUAAGUGUUGGAUAGUAAGGUGACUUAUUGAAGGGAUGCUCAGCAUUACUUGGUUACGUUUCAGCCUUUACUUGUAAUGCAUGUGUUUGUCUGCAAACCACACAGCAGGACUUUGUCCAUAAACAGUUAUGUAGCAAAACGAGGAGGUGGUGAGUUAGAAAGUCAAGCACAUUUUGGAUAUAACAAGUCAAAGGUAGGCAGAGCAGUUUUCAACCAAAGCCCUUUGGUUCAGCAUCCGGCCUGCUCAAAUGUCCUUUAGUAAGAUACUGAAGAUCCCACGCUGACCUCUGACCUCCCUCUGUUUCAUUGCUGAAGCUAAAGUAAGAUAUGGACACAAUAUGGUACCCCAAAUCUGCAUAAGCUUUUAGGUUUUAAGGCCUUUUGAUCUCACCUGUUUCUGAAGUGUGUCAUAUUUAUUUAGUUCCUCUUGCCUUCUGUUUGAAAUGCUGUUGAAUGUGUUUUAUGGUUGUGUGUUUUUUUUAUAAGCAAAGCACGGUGCUGUGUUUUUUUUACGGCUUCUUGCACAAAACUGUUAAUGCAUUUAUUAAUGUGGGGGUUUUUUUGGUUUGUUUUUUGUUUGUGCAGUGUUGAAACUAUGCAGAAGCUGAUCAAAGGCGCGACUGUUCUCAGUCAAAGCUGGGUCAGCUGUAUCCAGAUAUGAAGCCAUAUUAUUUACAGUAGUUGAAGGUUCAGGACUGUUUUGGCACUGCAGCUGCAGCGCUCAGUUUGGGACUAAAGACGUUCCCAGGGGAACCAAAGAGAGACAAAAAUACGUAAGACACAGAGUGAAGAACCACAGAGAUAACUUUUUGUACUGAUUUCUUGUCUAUAUUGUAGGUGCUCAUUUCAUUGUGUAAAAAGCUUUUGUUAUUUAUGUUUUGUUGUAAAUGUAUUUUUAUUAUAAACACCCUGCUUCCUGUUGCUAAUAAGAUGUUAUUUGGCCUGUGUGUUUGGCCUUUUUGUUAUGAAUACAAUGCAUAUUUUAAGUGA